Molecule: messenger RNA, 4299 nt
Organism: Ictalurus furcatus (blue catfish)
Lineage: Eukaryota; Metazoa; Chordata; Actinopteri; Siluriformes; Ictaluridae
Gene: ern2
Product: endoplasmic reticulum to nucleus signaling 2
Exons: 22
Coding region: 239-3046 (935 amino acids)
Biological process (GO): intrinsic apoptotic signaling pathway in response to endoplasmic reticulum stress; IRE1-mediated unfolded protein response; mRNA processing
Cellular component (GO): IRE1-TRAF2-ASK1 complex
Molecular function (GO): RNA endonuclease activity; protein serine/threonine kinase activity; ATP binding
Source: RefSeq, a predicted model, not a curated record
UUGGAGUUACGGUUCUGUCCCAACGCGGAAAUGUGGAGUGUUUGUUGUGAUGAAAUGGAGUCGGACUCCCACUUCUUUAGCAGCUAACUUUUAGCAGAAACCCGGCCCCCUUUCUCUUUUUAAGAGCUUAGAAAUGUCAGUGCCGUUUGAAAAUGAAAACGAAGUGGAUUUUUCGACGUUAGCUCACGUUUUAGCCGGUGCGCGCGAGGUCCGUAAAGUUCAGCACGCGCACUAAAGGAUGGACCGGACACGGUUUGUGUGUCUCUGUCUGCUUAUAUGUCUGAGCGGACCGUGUUUACAGUGUGAAGGAGGGAGCUCUGUCACUCUCCCCGAGUCUCUGCUCUUCGUCUCUACGUUAGAUGGGAGUCUACACGCCAUUAGCAAACAAACUGGAGAUAUCAAAUGGACUCUGAAGGAAGAUCCAAUCAUCCAAGUUCCAGUUUACCUGCAGGAACCAGGUUUCCUUCCCGACCCCAACGAUGGCAGCCUGUACGUGUUAGGAUAUAAACACAAACAGGGUCUAAUGAAACUUCCCUUCACUAUUCCAGAGCUGGUUCAGUCGUCUCCCUGCAGGAGCUCAGACGGCAUCCUGUAUACAGGUAAAAAGCAAGACACCUGGUUUGUAGUGGAUCCUCAGACAGGUGAGAAACAGACGAGUUUAAGCACUGCGUCCUCUGAUUCCAUCUGUCCAUCGGCUCCUCUCCUCUACAUCGGACGCACAGAGUACAUGAUCACCAUGUUUGACACCAAGACACAGGAACUGCGCUGGAACGCCACCUAUAACGAUUACUCCGCCCCUCUGUACGAUGACCAGAAAUACGAUUACAAGAUGUCCCACUUUGCGUCGAGCAGCGACGGCCUGGUGGUGACGGUGGACCGCGACUCGGGCGACAUGCUGUGGAUGCAGAAGUUUGACUCCCCGGUAGCCGGAGUUUACCUGUGGAUUCAGGACAGCCUGCGGCGAGUGCCUCACCUCACUGUCGCCACGGAAACGCUGCGAUAUCUCACGUUCAUGGCGCAAAACACGCACUCGCACCCCAUGAGGUGGACCUACCAGUUUACCCAGGAGCAGCACAGCACCAAAACACAGCUCGUUCCGUCUUUGUACGUAGGGAAAAUGGAUUCUCACCUCUACGCCUCCACCUCUCUCGUCCAUGAAGGAGUCACUGUAGUGCCUCACGGCCUCACGCUGGCACGUAUCGAGGGGCCAACGACGGCGGGCGUGACGGUGGGGAAUGGGCGGGGCGAGUGUGAGAUCACGCCCAGCACCGACGUCAAGAUCCCACCGGGAAGCACCAACCCGCUGCAGAACCAGUGGCUACUGAUAGGCCAUCAUGAAGUUCCCCCUGUGGCCCACACCACCAUGCUGAGAGAAUUCCCGGAGAACCUGCAGCACUCCGGUGACGUCAUCCCUCCCCGAGGUUCCUCUUCAGCGUAUCGGCCCGGAGCGCGCCCAAUGCCCCGAGUGACACGUGAAAGUUCUUCCGCCAUGCUGCCGGACUCUUUGACCUCUGACCCCGUGACCUCGUUCUUGGUGACGCUGCUGCUCGCCACACUGCUAGCGUUCUUGUUCAGCUACAAGCGACAGGUCAGAAAAAUGCCCCGAUCAGAACCGACGAUGGAUUCCAGACUCUUAAUAGAUAACACCAGCCAGACCAGUCAGGUUUUGCCCACAGGAAGUGACGUCGUCGACUCAUCGUCGGCUUACAGCGUCGGCGACCGGUCCGAUCACAGCAGCUCGGCGUCGUCCGAUCAAACCCGGCCUCGCUCGAGCACUCAGGACUCGGUCCCGACAACCGCCUCGAACUUUUCCCGAGAUUCAGACGACGCGCAGCCGGACGUGGUGGAAGUGGGUAAAAUCUCCUUCAGCCCUUCUGAAGUGCUGGGACACGGCACAGAGGGGACCUUCGUGUUCAGAGGUCACUUUGACGGGCGACACGUAGCAGUGAAGCGUAUCCUGCCUGAGUGUGUGGAGUUCGCCGAGCGCGAGGUCCAGCUGCUGCGUGAAUCAGACGAGCACCCCAACGUCAUCCGCUACUUCUGCACCGAGCGUGACCGUCAGUUCAUCUACAUCGCCAUCGAGCUGUGUGCUGCCACCUUACAGCAGUAUGUCGAGGACCCGAGCUGUCCGUGUUCCGGCCUGGAUCCCGUGACUCUGCUGGAACAGACGAUGUUCGGACUCAAUCACCUUCACUCCCUCAACAUCGUUCACAGAGACCUGAAGCCUCGGAACAUUCUCCUGUCGACGCCGGGAGCGCUCGGCCGGGUGCGAGCCGUCAUCUCCGAUUUCGGACUGUGUAAAAAGCUUCCGGACGGCCGGCACAGUUUCAGCCUGCGCUCCGGGAUCCCAGGAACGGAGGGCUGGAUCGCUCCGGAAUUACUGAGCGGUGUGGAGAAAGGAAACCCUACGAGUGCGGUGGACGUGUUCUCAGCCGGCUGUUUGUUUUAUUACGUGGUAUCCAGAGGACAGCAUCCGUUCGGGGACACGCUGCGGCGUCAAGCUAACAUCCUCUGUGGGGCGUACAGUCUGGAGAACUUUAUGGAGGAUAUACACGAGGACGUCGUCGCCAGAGAUUUGAUCGAAAUGAUGAUCAGUGCAGAUCCGGAGUCCCGGCCCGCCACGGCCUCGGUUCUGAAACAUCCGUUUUUCUGGAGGCCGGAUAAACAGCUGCAGUUCUUCCAGGAUGUCAGUGAUCGUAUAGAAAAGGAGCCAGCAGAGAGCCCUAUCGUGGUCCGAUUGGAGACGUCGGGCCGAUCGGUGGUCCGAACCAACUGGAGAAUGCACAUCUCGGCGCCUCUACAGGCCGAUCUGAGGAAAUUCCGCACGUAUAAAGGGAACUCGGUCAGAGACCUGCUCAGAGCUAUGAGAAAUAAAAAGCAUCAUUACCACGAACUCCCACCUGAGGUUCAAGCGGCGCUCGGUGAAGUCCCAGAAGGCUUUGUGGCGUAUUUCACCUCGCGCUUCCCGCGGUUACUGCUGCACACACACACUGCACUGAGCAUCUGCGCUCCUGAGAGACCGUUCCACCCCUAUUACCACAACUAAACACACACACACACACACACACACACACACACACACACACACACACACACACACAUGGCAUGAAGAGGAUGUGAUGCAGGACAAAACACUCAGCAUUCAGGAAUCUUUAUGGAAGGAUUUUAUAGACACCGUGUGUCCCGAGUCGUGGGGUUCGGAACGCGUCCAGGCUGAAACACUAGCGCUGCCGUCUCCCGUGGAACUACUGAUGCGAUCAUGCAUGACGGCCAGCAUUUUCUCCCUUUCCUUCACCGAGGAGGGGCGGUUCCUCGGCUGCAGUCGUCAUGGAAGCCGCCCUCUGAGGUUUUAAACCCGGAAUCCCUGAUGGGGAACGCACCAGAAUAGAUUUGCUUUCCGAAGACGCGGCGUGUUUGUCUUUCACCGCCGCUAUGCCACGAGCUCGACCGGAACAAAUUCACCGGCGAGUCGUUCCCGAGAGCGUUUACACGAUCCGCUCGGCGUCAGAUCAGCCUCUAUACGAUUCUACAUCGGCCGUUUAUUUAUUUCAGCAUUUCACACGCACGCCGUUUUUAAUUUUUUUUAAACACGGUCGUUUUAUAAAGGCGGACAAGACUAGCCGUCGAAUCGGGACAAAAGUAAUGGCGCCCUGUAAAUGAGCCGUGUCCGCCUCUGCGUUUGCUGUUCAGCCUUCACUGCCAACACUUCAGCGAGAUUGAUUAUCAAUAUAAAUAAUCGCUUAUCGGAAUUCCCACAAACUUUUAUGAUAAUUUAAACAGUGUACCACUAGGAAUUUGUUCACGCUGAUUAUACCGAAGACGUAACUGUUUACACGCGUAACUUACCGUUCCCUGCAUAAGUAUUCACACCUUUCAGUGAACCCGGAGCACGGUGGCGGUAGCGUCACGUCACGUCACGUCGCGUGAACCUAGCUCACAGGUGGAAUUCCAGCCACGUACACAGCGUUGAUUAACGUAAAAGCACCUGUUACAGCCGCAGAUCUUCCUAUUGCUCAGUAUUUUAAUAUUUUACAGUUGCGUUACUGAAAAGAUGCUAAACGACACGAAGCCGGUCCACAGAGUUUUAAAAUAAUAUAUUAAUGGGGUGUCAUUUCACACCGUGCCCUUCUACUGCAUUCUGAUCCAGCGUGCUCACCCUCAGAAAGGCUCGAUUCACCAUUCAAGAGAACCGAAGCCGAGAUGUGUUACUCGUGUGGAGAUUUUCUACAGGACGGGAAGUGACAUGGCUGUAAACGACUGGUGUUUAUCACUCGGGAUUUAUUUAUUAUUUCAGUUACA